This is a messenger RNA of Anopheles cruzii, 1368 nucleotides long. Its product is annotated as pickpocket protein 28. The coding region runs from base 1 to 1368 and encodes 455 amino acids. Lineage: Eukaryota; Metazoa; Arthropoda; Insecta; Diptera; Culicidae. Gene Ontology annotation, cellular component: membrane. The record is from RefSeq and is a predicted model, not a curated record. Gene Ontology annotation, molecular function: ligand-gated sodium channel activity. The transcript has 3 exons. Gene Ontology annotation, biological process: sodium ion transmembrane transport.
AUGCGGUUCGCUGCCGUGGUCAAAGAGUACCUGGUCAACUCGACGUUCCACGGUGUCAAAUUCAUUGCCGAUGAUUCGUACCACGCGGCGGAACGCAUCUUUUGGCUCGCUUGUGUGAUCGUAUCGUGGGUCGGGUCGGCCUUUCUGAUCGACGCUUCGCUCGAGGCGUUCCAAACCAGCGCCAUCUCGUUCGUGGUCGAGACGAGCUACCGGGACUGGAACACCCGGUUCCCGGCCGUCGUGGUGUGCGAGAUGCGCAACAUGGAGCGCAUUCAGGCCAUCGCCGACCGGCUGUGGGGCGAAGAGCACGACUUUGCGAUGGAAGAGGUCCUGAACGAGAUCGGUUACUUCCGGGGCGAAUCGUACCACACGAUCAAUGAGUGUACGGGUGAGGAGCGCGGUGUGGACUGCUUCUCGGACAACUUUACCGCUUACGCCCGGCUGGUGCGCAGCUCGUGUGAGGAAACGCUGGAGGACUGCUCCUGGAACGGGCGGUCGUUCGAGUGUUGCCGCUACUUUCUGCCUCUGGAGACGGAACUGGGUCUCUGCUAUGCGGUCAACUCGCUGCAGACCCAAAGCCCAAAGAAGGGUGCGUUCCGGUUGGAUAUGGCCUCGAACAAGCACACGGGCCCGGGCAGGUUGACGAUCACGGUGCUGACCGAGGCGUACGUGUACACGAUCGGUGAGGAGGAGGUACCGAGCUUUGUGACGCCCAAAUCGGACGUGCUGCUGGUGGACCACUACAUCGCGUACCGGCGCCACAUCUCGGUCAAGGACAUCGAGAACGACCCGGAAGCGAAGCAGGUCAGUGUCGAGCAGCGCCAGUGCCGGUUCCCGGACGAGAACAACCUGGACGUGCACCGGUUCUACAGCUACAGUGCCUGCUCGGUGCAGUGCCGGAAGGACAAGCAGCUGCGGGUGUGCAACUGCACCAACCACCUGAUGCCCAACACUGAUCCCGCACUGAAGUGCAACAUGUCCGGGCUGAUGUGCCUGAACGAGCACUACGAAGACCUGACGAUCGUCAUCCCGAAGUGGUCCGUGGGCAACCGGAAGGGCGUCGUCUGCGACUGUCUGCCGUCGUGCACCGAGCUGGACAUCGGGAUCGUGCACGAUUCGCGGGCCAGCAUCUUUGACGCGGAGCGGCGCUACUCGACCAUCGAAAUCAAACUGUCCGCUCUGCCGACCGAGCGCUACAAGCGCAACGUGGUACGCGGCCGUCUCGAUCUGGUCGUCUCGGUCGGCGGUACGACGGGUCUCUUCGUGGGCGCCAGCUUGCUGUCGUUUGUGGAAAUAUUCUACUACUUCACCGUGCGGCCGUACGGAACACGGCACCUGCGGAGACAGCAGCAGCAGCAGCAUCCGUGA